Daucus carota subsp. sativus is the source of this 1429-nucleotide messenger RNA. RefSeq names its product glucan endo-1,3-beta-glucosidase-like. NCBI's taxonomy places the organism in Eukaryota, Viridiplantae, Streptophyta, Magnoliopsida, Apiales, Apiaceae. The transcript is spliced from 2 exons. Gene Ontology annotation, cellular component: plasma membrane. Gene Ontology annotation, molecular function: hydrolase activity, hydrolyzing O-glycosyl compounds. The record is from RefSeq and is a predicted model, not a curated record. Gene Ontology annotation, biological process: carbohydrate metabolic process. Bases 1 to 1161 code for a protein of 386 amino acids.
AUGUGCUUAACUGGAAUUUUCCGAGAGUCUUUCAAAGUCUUGACGAGUCUCGAGUACUAUAUAAGUGUGGUGAGAUUGUACAAACUAACACACCGAACAUUUGAGUUGUGUAACAUUCCGAUGGCCUUACUGAUCAGUGUUAUGCAAGCUACAGUGUUGUUUCUGGGGAUCUUAGUGCCUGCUUUUAAGACUGCAGGGGCACAACCCAUAGGCGUGUGUAAUGGGAGAAACUUAGAUCCUCGGCCAAGCGAAGAGGACACAGUGAGAUUGUACAAAGACAACGGAAUUGGAAGAAUGAGGCUCUACGAUCCCCUUCAUGCCACUCUUGACGCUCUUAGAGGGUCCAACAUAGAGCUCAUUCUUGACGUGCCAAACACGGAACUUGAAUCCCUUCAAGAUUCUGUUGCUGCAACAAAUUGGGUUCGAGACAAUAUUUUAAAUUACCAAGAUGUCAAAUUUCGUUACAUUGCUGUUGGAAAUGAAGUUGAUCCUGACAACGAUAGUUCCCGGUACCUUAACUUUGUUCUCCCCGCCAUGAGAAAUUUGCAUGACGCAAUUGUAGCCGGAGGGUUACAAGAUCAAAUCAAGGUUUCGACCGCCACAUAUUCUGGUCUCCUUGCUCGAAAUUCGUUCCCUCCGUCACAGGGUGCAUUCAAAGACAGCGCACAAGGGUUCAUGCAACCGAUCAUUCAGUUUCUAGCUGAUAACAAUUCGCCAUUGCUAGCAAACAUUUAUCCAUAUUUCAGCUACCAAAAAAAUCCUGACGAAAAUCUUCAAUACGCUUUAUUUGAGCCAACAAAUACGGUUGUAUCAGAUGAAGGUACCGGUCUUCAAUACACGAACCUCUUUGAUGCAAUGUUGGACACUAUGUACUCGGCUGUGGAGAAAUUGAGUGAUUCGAACAUCAAUAUAGUAGUAUCAGAGAGUGGAUGGCCUUCGGAAGCCGGUAAAGACACAACUGUAGAGAAUGCAGGGACUUACUACAAGAAUUUGAUUAAUCAUGUUAAAGAAACUGGGACACCGAAGAAACCAGGGAAUAUCGAAACCUUCUUGUUUGCGAUGUUUGAUGAGUACCUCAAAGAGGGGGACGAGACCGAGAAGCAUUUCGGGCUUUUCGACCCCGCAACUAGGCAACCCAAGUAUGAUCUCAGUUUCAGCUGAACUUUCAUUCACUGUGUUAUGUUUUUACAGAUAAUUCACUUAAUUGCCUGCAAAUGAGUAGGCAAAGAAUAAAAAGUCAAUUCAAAGAAAGAGUUCAUGAGUUUGCACAGGGUUUAUCUUCUGUUUUUCCAAAUUAUAUGGGUUGUAAGUUUGUAAUUUAUAUUUGUGAAAAAUAAUUAGUUUGCGAUUCACCUGUUGUAUUAGUCAUAUGUACGUUCUUGCCGGGAAUAAAAAUAAUAAAACUUCAUAAGGUUUUUUCUUUUUCCAA